This is a messenger RNA of Cyphellophora europaea CBS 101466, 699 nucleotides long. RefSeq lists its product as uncharacterized. The coding region runs from base 1 to 699 and encodes 232 amino acids. Lineage: Eukaryota; Fungi; Ascomycota; Eurotiomycetes; Chaetothyriales; Cyphellophoraceae. The record is from RefSeq and is a predicted model, not a curated record. The transcript has a single exon.
AUGGCCGACCAGCACGAAACGGGCGAGGUCGUCGGGAUCGACCUGAGUCCGAUUCAACCCAUUGUGGUCAGAGCCUGUCACUGGGUGUAUUUCACCGCUGAUGUGGUACAGGUUCCCCCUAACUGCAGUUUUCUGGUGGACGAUGCCGAGCUUACUUGGGACGACCCUAAGAAGUACCAUCUGAUCCACUUCCGCAACAUGGAAGGGGCCUUCAGGGAGUGGCCGCGAAUCCAUCGACAGGUAUGGGAGUCGCUGGAGCCGGGGGGCACCGUACAGAUCCAGUCGCUCGACUUUGACGUCUACGCCCAGCAAGGAGAAGUGCCAGACCCAAUCAGGCAGUGGGUUGCGGAUCUCUAUAGCAGCGCAAGCGAACGUGGUACACCGAUAGACGUGGCGUACCGGCACAAGAACUGGUUGAGAGAAGUUGGUUUUAUGGACGUGAGCGCAGAUGUUACUCACAUACCACUGGGGUCCUGGGCCGAAGAGAAAAACCUGAGGAAUGUCGGCCAAUGGAACCUCAUCGCCACUCUCCAUGGAUUAGAAGCUUAUAGCAUGGUUUUGUUGGUGGAGAACGGCAAGUUCUCGCCGGAAGAGGUUCUGGUGCGACUCUCGUCUGUCAGGAAGGAGUAUAAAGAGAAUUGCUGCGCGAGGCGGAUGUUUUCCAAGGUGGUCAUGAUUGCGGCUCGCAAGCCAGGCUAG